Drosophila albomicans is the source of this 2101-nucleotide messenger RNA. RefSeq lists its product as uncharacterized. The record is from RefSeq and is a predicted model, not a curated record. The transcript has 5 exons. NCBI's taxonomy places the organism in Eukaryota, Metazoa, Arthropoda, Insecta, Diptera, Drosophilidae. The coding region runs from base 351 to 1961 and encodes 536 amino acids.
CUGACUCAGAGCCACAGAAGAAAGAAAGUUUUCGGCUGUGCUGGCUGUGUUUUUAUUGUGCUGCGCGUCUCGAUUUGCUGCCGCUUCUUAACAACAAGAAGAAGCACAAGACCAACAACUAGUGGAAGAAGAAGAAGCAAGAGCAAUAUCAAACGGAUUUUUGCAAUUUUCUUGAGUGAGUCGCUUUGCGCAGUGAAGCGUCUUCGGUCGCGUUGUUGUUGUUGUCGCCGCGUUGUUUAAUUGGCCAACAACAAUCAUAACUACAGCAGCAGCCAGCAAGCAUAGAAAAAUCAAGUGUCUGUGUGAUUGUGAAAGUUCCUCCUGCCCGUUAACAAAAACAAUAAAAUAAGAUGUAUAUGAAACGAGCGCUCUUUGUGCUCGCGCUGCUUUGCGCCCAACCCUACGGCCACCUGGCCGAGGAGGAAUCUAACCCACUGCUCGACAUGGCCUCCAUGUUCAUACAGGAAGCACUGACAAAUCAGAAUGGUGGCGGCGCAGCUGGUGGCGGAGGAGGAGGAGGAGCUGGCGCUGGAUUGGCGGGCAUUGCAUCGCUUGUGGGCAGCUUUAUGCAGGCUAACGGCAAAGGCGGUGGUGGAGGCGGCGGUGGCGCCAUGCAAAUCCUCUCCGGUCUGGGCAGCUUGCUGGCCAGCAAUGCACGUGGCGGCAAUGGUGGAGGCGGCGGCGGUGGCUUUGAUCCCGCCAUCAUCGGCAAUGUCCUGGAAAUGUUCACACAAAGCGAUGAUGAGGAUGCGGGAACCCAACAGAAACGCAGUAACUCAGCUGGCGGUGGCUCCGAGUCUGGCAUUGGUCUAGACACCAUUCUGCAGGUGGCCUCGGCUUUUAUGAACACCCAAGGAGGAGCUGGUACCGAGAAGAAGGCCGCACAUCAUGACCAGAAGCGUUCGCUGCCCGAAGAACCCGAACAGGAGAAUGGUUUCAUGAGUCUGCUGCCUUUGAUCAUGCAGGCGGUGAGCUCGUUCGCUGGCCCCGAGGGACAGAGCACACAGGAGCGUCACAAGAGUCAUGCCUGGGUGUUGCCCCCAUUCCUGGAGCAUGCCCAUGUGCUGUGGGAUCACUUCUCCAACUCGGAACUCGCCGAUGCGCUGUACGAGAAGUCAGGCGUCAACAAGAUCAUGAAGGGCUUCAAGGGACGCGAUGGCAAACUGGACUAUGACAAGCUCUUUGAGUCGCUGAACAAUCAAUCCUUCCGUCGCCGCUGGAUCAAGUCAGCUACGUUGUACUUGGCUGAUUGGGCCAGCUAUUUGGCCAAUCCCGAGAACUAUCUGAGAUAUUUCCAGACGGCACAAAUCAUGUUUAACGGCCUGUUAAAGUCUCAAGGUUAUCCCAAGCAAACCUAUUUCGAUCCGACGCGCCCCAGUGAGACUAUAUCGAAUCUCUUGAACCACGUGGCCAAGCAUCAUUUGAAUGUGAAAAUCGAUUCGCGUCAAUAUGUGAAGCCAGCCGUUGGCUAUGCCAAGGAGCUGCUUAAAUUGGGCCAAGCACGUGGCCUGCUGCAGUUCAAUGCCACCGAGAUUAGCGAUCGAUUAACGGAUACACUCAAUCUGGAGGUUAUUGAACCGGUGCUAAAAGUACAUCGCGCCUAUAGAUACAUCUCCAAGUCGCCGCAAUGUGAUCGCUAUGUUCUCUGCCAGCUAAAUGCAGCCGCUCUUGACCAACAAGAACAACAACAACAGAAGCAGCAGCAGCAGCAAAAGCAAUCGAAGCAAGCUUCUUCGACUUCAGCUGGCGCUCUCAUUGCCGGCGUUAGUCCGAAAAUUGUGAAGAUCGGGAGCAUGGGUGCAGCGAUCUUCAUUAGCACAGAAACCGGUACACCAUUCUGGACGCUAUUUGGUGUAAUCAAUGCGCCAUAUAAUUGCGAGGCCAAAUAUCCAGUGGACUGCAAUGGAUUCCAUGAGGGUGAAGCCAAGGUGACCACAGAAUACGUACACAACGAGUUGUAGUUUACGAUAUACGAUGCUAAUAACAACCGACUGUUUAAGACGAGUGCUCAUUAAGACGAAUUAGCUGUAAUCGAGAUCAAGAUUUCAAGUGUACAUAGUAUUACGAAUUGCAAUAAAUCUUAAUUUAAUUGGUAAUUUAA